Paraglomus occultum is the source of this 177-nucleotide messenger RNA. The record is from the annotation of a GenBank genome assembly. NCBI's taxonomy places the organism in Eukaryota, Fungi, Glomeromycota, Glomeromycetes, Paraglomerales, Paraglomeraceae.
AUGGAUUUCUAUAUAAGUAGGAUGCAUGGAUCUAAAUAUCCCGCAGUAGAAGAUCUUGGUAUCGGCGCAACAAAUGCUAGCAAGAAAGUAAUGGUGAGAGGCUGGACUGAUAAAAAAAAUAUUUCCGUUUCUUUACCCAAUAUCUUUGAGUUGAAACCCAUUCCAUAUUUGGAAGAA